Bombyx mandarina (wild silkworm) is the source of this 537-nucleotide messenger RNA. RefSeq lists its product as uncharacterized. NCBI's taxonomy places the organism in Eukaryota, Metazoa, Arthropoda, Insecta, Lepidoptera, Bombycidae. The record is from RefSeq and is a predicted model, not a curated record.
AUGACCAGUGUGGAUUUUGUGAGUGGUUGGAGUCGGAUUAUUUUGCCGAUUGACAGGAGCGGUGUUGGAUAUAUCAAUCUAAUUGGACAAAGCGAAGACAACGAAAUAGUUUUAAUCGAUUCAUUCUAUUACAAAACCGAUUUGAGAAAUGAAAAACUCGACGAAAACAGCGACGAGGAGAAUUACAUAUUCGAAGCGAAAGACACAAGAAAGCCGAUAUCUAUCGAAAAUGAUAGUUCCGAAACAACUACAGAUAUUGACUUAAUAAUUGACGAUGAUGGAUCGGGCGAACCAGAACCCGAGGAAAUAGGAGACGAAGAAAUAGCUGCCACUCUAGGACCGUGGGCCAUAGCGUUAAUUUCAUUUGGAUCUGUGACUAUUUUGGCCGUUAUUUUAGUUGGAGCUUAUCAUUUCGGUAAAGCUGCUGGAAUCGCAGUCAGCGCGCCCUUCUUCGUAGACUUAGAGCCGAGUGUGAGGAUACCAAGAGUGAGAGCUUUGAGACAAUCGCCUAUAGAACGUAUUGGAAGGACUUGGUGA